This is a messenger RNA of Penicillium malachiteum, 1821 nucleotides long. RefSeq lists its product as uncharacterized. The record is from RefSeq and is a predicted model, not a curated record. Lineage: Eukaryota; Fungi; Ascomycota; Eurotiomycetes; Eurotiales; Aspergillaceae. The transcript has a single exon. The coding region runs from base 1 to 1821 and encodes 606 amino acids.
AUGGACGCUGCCAUGCUACAGUGCAUCAUCUGUCCAGGACAGCCCCGAUUUAGCGAUGCGUCACAUCUGUUGACCCAUAUUGCGUCCAAGGCUCAUUUAUCAUUUUAUUUCAAGCUUCAAGUACGCAGCCACCAGGAGAGUAAUGCCACCGACCUCCUGGCGGAGUACGACGAUUGGUACAGCACCAACAGUCUCGCACAAUUGCUAUCCGACAGGAUGACUUCCAAGGAGGACCGGAAGAAGAAAAGAAAGUCACAGACGAAGAUCAAGACCGAACCCGAUGUACAGCCUCAGCUGCCGCAGAGAAGCUCUCGGAGAUUGAAUCCACCCAAGGUUGAAGACCAAAGCUCGCAGGCAAUCGAUUCUUUCCCUGACUAUCUAGAUCCCCGCCUGGCAGGCUCUCCCACGAGCCAGAAACAAGACUCAAACAUCCAGGAGACGUCCUUCUUUCCAUCCUAUAUUACGCCUGCCACACCCACACCCACGGGUGCAGUUGCGGUCGCUGACAUGCACGCUGAAAUGCCAGUGGAGGCUCGCCUCCAGUUAGGGCUAGCAUCGGCCAUGGACGCUUUGACACACAAUGAAGUGCAUGGGCAGUUCGACGGAGGUACAGGGAAUUUGUAUGGUACUCUUCCUGAAACACCCAAAGCUCCUCGAGCAAGACGCAGACGGAGCGCUAUGUCGUCAAUGGGCCAUGAUAUGGUGGAUCCCUUCUUGGAUGAUUCAAUGCAUACGGGAGAGUCGAACAACAUUGAUGCUGAAAAAGAACGGGCAGAUGAGAUGGCAAGGCUCAAGGGCAUCCUGUGGCCGGGGAUGGAUAUAUUCGACUCAGCAACCCAACAGAUGCGGCGCAAGCGCAAUCAGAAAAAAGACCAAAAUGUACUGAAGAUGAUGGAGAUGACGUCGCUGCAGGUAGAGCCCACUGAACUGAUUUUCUCUCCCACUGGUAUCCUGCGGAAGCAGCGUGUGAUUUCCGGCAAUGUUGAAGACGACAGCCCUCUGAAGGGAGAGACGCCGAUCCCAAAGCGACGCCCGCCUCGCCCCAAAAAAGAUGCACUUCGCCGAGUCGAUCCCAACGUCACCCGUGCACAAGACAGGAAAGGUGGCAGAAAGACAGCUCACAACACCCGCAACCGCAGAGGACUGGAUAUAUAUGAUGACCAUGAUGUAUACGCUGGAUCUCCCAGUCCUCCUCGAUUAAAUGGUGGCAUGAAGACCAGCAAGCCUCCAUACGCCAGUGAUGACGGUGAGCUUGGCCUUGCUGUGCAAGCAUUUUCAAAGCGACCACGCAAUGGGUUCACGAUCUAUGCCGACGAGGUUGACCAAGCUAGCUCGAGUUUCAAAGACCAGUUUGCAUAUUCCAAGGUUUCACGAGAUACUUUGACCCCGGCUCGUUUGCACCUGGACCGCAAGACUGAUUCCGGCAUUCAUGGGGGAAAAUUCAACCAGCUUGCUAUUGACAAAGAAAACAUUGAGCCCAUCAUGACAACUCAAGGCCGAAUCGGUUUGCACGAAUGGCAUUCCCCGUUCCCAAGACGAAGCGACACUGACAAUGUUGGCUAUACACCACGAUUUUAUUAUGAAGAGCCGAUGAAUGGGGAUUUUGGUGCAGAUGGCGAGCAGGAAAGUGCUGCGUAUCGAUCCAAUCCUUUGCUGGCCCCAAGCUCGAAGAUGGAAUUUUAUGACACCAGCCUGUAUGGCGGUGAUAUCGGGAUGGUUGGUUGGGGGAUGUCUCCUCAUGUACCAUCCUCAGAAGCAACAGUCUCUGAGGAAGACCAGCACGACCUUGCCCAACUGUAUCUGACCGCUCAUGCGGAUUAG